Saxophila tyrrhenica is the source of this 765-nucleotide messenger RNA. RefSeq lists its product as uncharacterized. The coding region runs from base 1 to 765 and encodes 254 amino acids. The transcript has a single exon. Lineage: Eukaryota; Fungi; Ascomycota; Dothideomycetes; Mycosphaerellales; Extremaceae. The record is from RefSeq and is a predicted model, not a curated record.
AUGCUGGGAGAGCGCUGCCUGUUCCGACUGCUAUGCCGCCUCCACCUGGCCUGGCGACUGUCACGGACGAGGCCAAAGCCAAGCGAUCCUGUACCGUGCGAUCCAAGUUUCAACUUCUUCGGCCUCCCUCCUGAGCUACGGAAUCUCAUCUACGAGUUCAUGCUGGCAGACUGUCCGAGGGAGUACUGGUUGGACAGCGACCAACCCUACCUUAUUGUGCCCCCAAUCCUACAAUGCAAUCAUCAGAUCUCGCGCGAGGCGGCUGGAUACUACUGGAGAUCAGGACGAUUCGACUUUGUCGUCAAGUUCGACGAGAUGGCGAAAUUUGCGCAGCUGUCGAACUUCAUUGGCCGUGAUGCGACGAAAUUUCUCUUCGCCAAAAGUGAUGUCUAUAUACACCUCCUCUUGCCUCGAGACAAUGCCAACUAUCAAGACUUCAAGAAGCACGCCGUUCUGGGCUGUCUGUUCGGCUGUGGGUUCGGCUCAACAGACGCCACCCGGAAAUGGCAUUUCGUUUUCCAAGAAGUCGAUGUGACGAAUCUGGCUCAGUACGUUAUCACGGAGUCGUCGUCAGGCUGGCGAGGAUCAAAGGCCAUAGCCGCACGGUACAAAGCGUUUCCUGCCGAGUAUCUUCCGCUCGCAACCCAGGUGUAUAAGCAGCUGGAAAAUCAGUUGACCAAGGUUGGGAAGGAAGUCAUGGAACAUAUCUCUACAGCUACUGGAGAGGGUCACCUCAGUCCACUACUCCUUUCGUCCAGUUAUUGA